Molecule: messenger RNA, 2324 nt
Organism: Tarenaya hassleriana
Lineage: Eukaryota; Viridiplantae; Streptophyta; Magnoliopsida; Brassicales; Cleomaceae
Exons: 2
Coding region: 146-2212 (688 amino acids)
Source: RefSeq, a predicted model, not a curated record
UCCCAAUAACCAAUCUUUUAAAUAGAACCUCACCAUCUUUCUCUGUCUCCUGUCUCUGCAGUAUCUGUUCUCUCUUCAUCGAUUUCAUAUAAUCUCACAGUUUCUCAAAGAACCUCAAUUUAUAAAGAAGAAGAAGAAGAAGAGAAUGAUGAACGGUUGGAGAAGAGCGUUUUGCACUUCUUUACCUAAAGAGAGAGAAGCCGGAGGUGAUUCGCCGGAUAAUCACCGGCACCGGACAAAACCCACUUCUCGAUUCGGAUUUUUCUCCAACCCCUCCACUCCCCAAUCCGAGACCCCACCCGUUUCCGGCUCUAGACUCCGCUGCCGUACAAGGGCGGCCACUGCCGUCGCAACUCCGUCUCCGCCGCCGUACAGAAGUCCUGUCUCUCUCCUCGGCCUUUCUUCGAGCCCAUCCUCGCCGAAUUCUCCGGCGAGAUUCUCACGCCUCAAAUCCAAACUCGGCUUCGUCAAACAGAGUAGCAACAGAUGCGGAAUCUGCUCACAGAGCGUGAAGGCAGGGGAAGGGACGGCGAUUUUCACGGCGGAGUGUUCGCACUCUUUUCACUUCCCGUGCGUGGCCUCACGCGCCGGCAACCCCAAACCACUCGCCGAGUGUCCUGUCUGCCGUUCCUCGCUUCUCUCUCUGUCUGUCUCUCUCCAUGAACUAGGUUCUGCAAAUUGCCCGAAACCAGGCUCCGAAUCCGAGUCCAGGACGCAGGCCAAGAACAAGUCGUUGAGGGUCUACAACGACGACGAGCCCUUGAUUUCUUCGCCGAUCUCGCUUUCUGGUUUCAAUCCCAUACCUGAAUCCGAUGAAAAUGACAACGACGACGAGCAACAGAACGGCGAGUUCAACACAGCGUCACCGUUAACGGCGAAGUUGCUGACGGACCCCGCCUCCAGAAAUGUCGACGUAACGCUUUCGCCGGAGGCAGCCAUCGUGGCGGCGUCGAGGGGCUACGAGACUUUCUCGGUGAUGAUGAAGGUGAAGUCGCCACCGUUUCCGGCGGCGCGUGGGGUGACACGUAGAGCUCCAGUGGACUUGGUGACAGUCCUCGACAUGAGCGGGAGCAUAGUUGGAGGCAAGAUCGAGGUGCUGAAGCGCGCCAUGAGGGUCGUGAUAUCGUGUCUGCGAGAGACUGACCGUUUGUCGAUCGUCGCGUUCUCGUCGAGCUCGAAGAGGAUGUCCCCGUUGCGGCGGAUGACGGCGAAUGGCCGGAGAUCGGCCAGGCGGAUAGUCGAAGUCAUAGCCGGAACCGGCGGCAGCUCCGGCGAAGGGAUGAGCGUGAGCGACGCGCUGAAGAAGGCGGCGAAGGUCGUCGAAGAUCGGCGGCAGAAAAACCUCUUCGCCUCCAUCUUCGUAUUAACGGGCCGUCAUAGUGGCCAGGCCCAUGAGGCCCAAAUCUACGAAAACCUCCCCCGUCUCGUCGUCUCGUCCACGCGCUUCUCUCCUUUAGAAAUCCCUGUGCACACGAUCUGUCUCGACGGCGUCUGCGCGUGGCCUGAGGACGCGCUCGCAAAGCGCGUCAAUGGUCUGUUGAGCUUGUCCGUCCAGAAUCUGACGAUGGAGCUGGGGUUGGCCUCUGAGGGAGAGAUAACGUCCGUUUAUUCUCUGUCCGAUCUACCUAGUCGGCUCGGAUCCGGGUCGACCCGAUUGGGUGACAUGUACGCCGACGAGGAGAGAGAAGUGCUGGUGGAAAUGAAAUCGCCGACGGCCGGCGGACCCCACAGGACCAUGACCGUACGGACUCGUUUUGUGGACCCCACAACUCAGGAGAUAAUAAACUCCGAAAAACUAGAGCUUCUCAUCCCACGCACUCUAGCCGUUCGAUCGUCCAACCCGAGCAUCGCACGGCUCAGAAACAUCCACGUCAUCAGACGAGCCGCGGCCGAGUCUCGGAGGCUAGCGGCGCGCGAGGACUACGCGGAGGCUCGUCGAAUGUUGAUGUCAGCUCGAGCCCAGCUGGCGCAGUACGGAGUGAGCUCGUAUGACGCGUGCUUACGCGAGCUAGAUGCUGAGCUGGCAGAGUUGAAACGAGUGAGGGGAAGACACGUGGCGUGUAAGGGCUCGGACCAGGUGGUGCGGAAGGCCGAGCCGCUUACGCCGACGUCUGCGUGGAGAGCGGCUGAGAGGUUGGCUAAAGUGGCGAUCAUGCGGAAGCAUAUGAACAGAGUCAGCGACCUCCAUGGCUUCGAUAAUGCCAGAUUUUAGUUUUUUUUUUCUCUUUUUUUUUUCCAGUUAAUAAUUUUGUAAUGAUCUGAUACGUAGAGGAAACAGAUUGGUACAUACAAAUUUUAUGAACAAAUGUUUUUUUGGUCCGGCA